AUAUUUCUAAAAGACUCCACACAUGUACCGUAAACUCCAUCCUUUUGCUCUACAUGCAUGGAGUCAUUAUACUUGGUAUAUUCGUGUGGGAAGGUGGAAACAGACACACUCUCUUUGAAAGGAUUCUCUCGGUAGACAGGACUAUUUUCACUGGUUUAUAAAAGCGCUUCAUUUAAUCGCUUGCAAUCCCAUAUGAAUGCAUUGGACAUGCACACACAGUAAGUAAGACUUCAAAUCCGGAUUGGAUGCUGAGAUACAAAGUGAAGUAAGAUGGAGACUGUCAGCUUUCAGUGUAUGGGGCGAUGGUUAGUAGCCUUCCAAGUUUUACUACUGUUACAAAACUCAAGGUUUGGUGAGGCACAGAGCAACCCUGACAACAUCACCUUUGUGGUCGAGCCAUCGGACAAAGAGACUGAUGUGGGUGGGUUUAUCAUGCUGGAGUGUAUGGUCUCGCAGGUGAUGAAGGAGAAUUACCACCUGGUAUGGACUCUCAAUGACAAUCCAAUCUUAGAAGAUAACUUUCCCGUCAGUGAAGAUGUGAAUAAGAAUUUCCGAGGGGUGGCGUGUACCCCAGGGCCAAUAUUCUCAUCAGUCCGGUAGCAAAGGUGGACCAUGGUGCGCAUUUCUCCUGCAGACUCUACAACGGUUCUGUGCAAUCCGAUGGGGCGAGGCUGAUCACAGAAUCUAGGAGUGCAGUUCUGACAGUGAAGUACACACCACCAAGCAAGUACCCUCUCUGUAGCGUUGGUCCACAGGAAAAGAAUGGUAAGAUCACUGUGGUGCUUUCAUGUUGCACUGAGAUCUCAAGUGUGCGGAUGUCAUUAGCUUGGAUUGCACGGGGAGAGAAUGCCAGCUGGAGGUUCACGCAGCAAUCUAAAACCGGUUAUGAAACCGGUCAGAACUGCCUUGACCAUGACAUUCACACAGGAUUUAACUUUAGCUUGUAUCAAUGCCAAAUGAAUGAAGCUUCUGGUGAAAGAACAGAAUUUGAAUCAAACCCGUGUUCCAUUUCAAGAUUGAAAUCUCUUCACAUCGAUCUCAAAACGUUGGACCACAGGAAUGCGCAGUUUAACUGCAGUGUGGACGUGCCUGGGAGAUACCGCUACUUAUGGCAUCUCAAAGACGAAGCCAAGUCAAAUGUCCAAGAAGUGAGUGGUGUGAAUGACAUCUCAACUCUGGAGCUUCGGCUGAGCAAAGUCAGCAAUGGCUCUUAUCUUACUUGCACAGUGUUUAAUAAGUCUGAGGAUUACAGCACGGUAUUAGAUAAGUCUGAUCAGUACAUCAUGGGAACAACCGACUUACAGAUUGUUCAUCAGGCUCCACCACCCGGCAGAGGCAAUCCAACCAUGUUGAUUAUCGGUAUCGUGAUAGGAGCAGUGGUCGGGACCCUCAUCUUUGGUCUCACCCUGUACUUCAUCAUGGUUAGAUGUGCACGACGCAACGAGAGAUCGUACGCAUCCCUUGGGCGCGCUUCAGAAGCAGGCAUGCAGAUUGGUCCAGGUAACACGUACAUCUACCACAAGAGCAAUGAGAAUGGCAACUCAAAUGGUACAGUGGUUACGACUGCUGAGGGUGGUACCAUUCAUUCUGAGGCAGAUGAAAUCCCUCCGAAGCCGGGUGGCCAUCGGACAAUCUCCUGGGAACCUGAAGACAUCGUCAUUCGCUCUAAUGGUGGAGUCAUCAGCCAUGCUGGUGACCCCAAGAGGCGCAACGUAGAGGGUUUGGUUUACGCUGAUCUUUCUUUCAAGGAGGGAGAGGAGGAGCAAGAUGCGCAAGGUGAAGAGGAUGAGGAGGCGAUGAAGGGGGCAGUAGGGGGUGAUACAAAUGGUUCUAAAGAAUCCAAACCAGGGACAACAACAAGGGAAAAUAUAGAGUAUGCCAGUAUUGUGCCUCCCCUUAGAUCCUUGAGAUUCUAGUCCUGGUGGCCUUUCAGAAAGAACAAUGAACUUCAUCAACAGGAAGUCUGUGAAUAAAGGAUAUGUGCAUUACAGGGACGUGACAUGUAAAGUUGCCAAAUGCUCACUCUGCAUUUUGGAUCCUCAUGAUAGGUGUAUUACAUUUAUACAGUAUUUCUUCUUCAAAUACGAGUAUGUAGAAUACUGUACUUCUC
Molecule: messenger RNA, 2110 nt
Organism: Strongylocentrotus purpuratus (purple sea urchin)
Lineage: Eukaryota; Metazoa; Echinodermata; Echinoidea; Camarodonta; Strongylocentrotidae
Exons: 2
Coding region: 816-1916 (366 amino acids)
Source: RefSeq, a predicted model, not a curated record